Messenger RNA from Babjeviella inositovora NRRL Y-12698, 2121 nucleotides. RefSeq names its product transcription factor TEC1 (gene TEC1). Gene Ontology annotation, cellular component: transcription regulator complex. Bases 1 to 2121 code for a protein of 706 amino acids. The transcript has a single exon. Gene Ontology annotation, molecular function: DNA-binding transcription factor activity, RNA polymerase II-specific; RNA polymerase II cis-regulatory region sequence-specific DNA binding. The record is from RefSeq and is a predicted model, not a curated record. Lineage: Eukaryota; Fungi; Ascomycota; Pichiomycetes; Serinales. Gene Ontology annotation, biological process: regulation of transcription by RNA polymerase II.
AUGUCUACAAAAACCUCUACUACGGUGUAUACAUCCGUGGAGACAACGUCACCCCCUUUGUUGGACAUACACCCACCGACGUCUAAGAGGCGUUUACCGGUGAUUGUCGAUAUCGCAAUUGAUAGUAACGGGAAACAGGUGUACCAAGUUCACAACACCAAUAAGCGAGUUCGCAAGUCGAUGCCCAUCAUUGGUAGCUAUUCCAGAGAUCUGAUACCUAUUUUCGAUUACGAUGCAUUAGGUUUACAUGGUUAUACAAAGACGCCCACUCGUCAUGUCUUGGGAGCCAUCUCUCCAACCACUUCAUCCAGAAAUCGUUACUUCCACUCUAGACCCACGUCGCAGGAAUUCAACGAGACAGAGCAGGCGGGCGGAAAUGCGCCAGACAUGGACGAUUCUCCUACUGGGACAAAAGGACUCAGAAAUAAACCUAAAAGAAACACCGAGAAGUUUGAAAAGGAUGCUGCCGAAGAAGAGGAAGAGGAGGUCUGGGGUAGUGAGGUGGAGAAGGCUUUCGAGGAAGCGUUGGAGAUUAUUCCUAAGAAUGGAUUAAACAAGAUCAAGGUAUCCGGGGGGAAGUCAUGUGGUAGAAAUGAAUUGAUUUCCGACUACAUUGUUUUGAAAACUGGAAAGUUGAGGACCCGGAAGCAAGUGUCUUCCCAUAUCCAGGUGAUCAAGAACAUGGACAAAGAUACCGAAAUCAUCGAGUUGAUCGAAAAGGGACCCAGACCACAAGAUUUGGCAAAAAAUAACGAAAAAUUUGAAGAGAUCUUCUCCACCAUCAACUUCCAAAAAUCCUUAGGCCAAACUGUUUUCCACAACCAAAACUUACGGAGAAAGUCCCCCACCACCAAACUGGAACCGAUAUUAAACCACCCCGUACAAAUGGAGUCCAUUUCCUUGGAUGUGACCUUUUUCAAAAUAACCUUCAUCUCACCGUCCAGCUCUCAUGUCUUAUCAAAGUUGAAUUCCUACCCGGUAAAUCCAACAUUGAAGAUUAAAUAUGGUGCUAGCUUUGAACACCGCUUCCCAAAACUAUCUGAGAUUUCCUGCCUCAUAGAUGAAGACAAGACCCCAGUUAUUCACAAUAUGGUCCACUUACACGUACCUAUCGACAGCUUCAAUCCCAAUACCGAUCAGGGUGAGUACGAUUCCCGGCUAAAGUUCACUUUACACGAUCUUCCAUCAAGCGACAUUAGUUGGUCUUCCUUGACAAUAAUCUAUUCGUAUGGAGUUGAAGUGAGCCGAUUCAACGAGACAUUGAGUCCCUUUGAUUGCACACCGAGCCCGUCAGGGACUUCAAAAUUGGCAAAAUUUGAAACGUAUCUCGCUAAAAAGUUCUGGAGAUCAUUCUUAGAUGCAGUUAACGGACCAGAUAGCCAAAAAGAUGAUUCGAAAAAGACUUGUGCAAUUAAGGGUAUAACAAUCCAACAGGUCAUAUACUCAGACAACCCAACACCAAAAAUCCACGAACAGAGAACUAGUGCUACCACUGCCGCUGUUAAGCUUGAAGAGUCUUCCUCGUUUGGUCUGGUCUCAGGACUUUCUCAAAAUAUUGGCACAAACCGCACCAACGUAGACACCGAGAGAACGGAGCGGUCUAGCACGAUAACCGCGGAUAACAUUAGGUCUGUCAUGUUGUGGGAAUUUAUGAGAUGUUCCAGAGCUGCCGACUCCGAAACUUUGAGUAGAAAGAUUGUUCUACCUGGUGAUUCUUCUAUAAGGAAGCUCACUAGACCCUUGACCGAUUUUCUGGACUUGUCGUGCACACACAACACGCACAGUAUCUAUCGCCAGGUCCCCCAAAGCCACUCUCUGCAUACCCAUAGAAGGAGUAUCUCUCAGUCUCAAUUUUUGAAUCCGUUACAAAGCGAAGCAAAUAAGAGGUAUAUCUCAUCCGAACAACUCCAACACCAAGACAAACUGCAUUUUGUCAGACCGUAUCCAAAGUGCGAAUCUAUAGGGCUAGGACUUGAGAAUAACAUGGGAUACCCAUUUAACAACUCUACCCACGUUCAUUUCAAUGGUGGCCCCAUCGUAUACAACAACCCUGCUUACAUUUUCCAAAACAUUCCUCAUUCCAGUACAACCCCGCAUUUUAACCAGGAGUUUGAAAUGUGA